CCAACUAAGUAAAAAAGACAAAAGCUUGGUUGAAUUACUCGAAAUUGUGAAAAGCAUCAACGAGAAUACCAGUCAAAUACCGCAACUAUUUGCUCAGCUCCAGAAUAUGCAGAUCAGCGUCCCGUCUUCUUCCCAGUCUGAGGAUAGUGGCGAUGACGCUUCGUCGACGAGCACUUUGAAGGCUCAAGGCCUACCUACCCCGAAACCCUUGCGACAGGAACCAUACCGAUAUGCGUCUGCAGUCACUAAGAUGAUGGCAUGGCCUGCAGUGCGACAGAAACUAGAAGACGUCCAACCCAAAAUACCAAACCUCCAAUCCGCCUUCCGAGAACCCGACCUUCCGUCCGAGUUGUUCCAUCAGCAAGGCCAAGACCGGCGCCUUCCUCUAGGCGGGUUAGAAACGGUGAGCUAUCAUGAGCGUAUGUCGCUGAGCUUAGCGAUAGACAUACAGACGCCGCAACUGACGGAUUUGAACUACGCCGUUGUUGUGGACCGCGUCACGACGUAUUUCGAUACUUUCAAUCGAAUCCAUCCUGUUCUAGACCGUCAAUACUUCAUGGAAAAAACACUGCAGGACGUUUGCAGUAGCCACUUUCAAGAAAAUGCGGCAUCUACAUUGGUAUGCCUGGUGCUGGCCCUUGCCGAGGUUGCUCUCGUAGGAGGAUCUGGCGGGGCCUUUGCGGCGUUCGAGGACCACAGUGCCGGUGAACCUGUCGGGUCAACAAACGAGUUGGUAUUCCGGCCGCCGGGUCUUGUAUUCUUCAACGAAGCGCGACGGCGCUUGGGGUUCUCCAUGACAGAGUGUGCUUUGGAGAAUGUCCAAAUGUAUAUCUUGGCGGGGCUGUACUAUGAGUGCUGUUCUCGGCAUGUGGAGUUUUGGAGAAUGACCAUAUCGGCGUCCCUUGCUUGCCGCGCCUUGAUUACCAGUAACUCUGCCGAACUUCGCUCAGUGCGCGGCGAUCAGAUCCGCCGCGCCUUUUGGUAUUGCUCCAUCAUGGAAACCGGUCUUCACUUGGAACUCGACCUCCCUUUAACCGGCCUCGAGAAGCUGGAGGCGAGUAUGCAACUGCCAACCUUCUCGGCCUAUGCUCACACCGAAGAUGCGAGUUUGAGUCAAAGCAUACACAACGACAGGAGAUCAAAUUGUGGUGAGAUAUUCCUCCACCAGAUUUCGUUGCGAAAUCUGGGGGUCAAGAUCCAUAGCAGUUUGAGAAGAAUUCUUGGAGGAUCCACUUCGAAAACCAACUGGAAUUCGCCGAACCUGGCCGACUCUCUCGAAGAUCUAGUCGGCGAUUUAGCUUCACAGCUUGACCAGUGGCACACUUCUUUGCCCAGCGUCUUGCAAUGGGACAGGACGCAGCAUUUGGAUGCAUUCCAAGCAUCCUUCCCGGUCCUCAAUCCCCAGGUUCCUGACCAACAGUUUUACGCGGCGCCGACCUUGUAUACCGCCGACGCCAUGGAAGGGUUGCAGUCUGCUCCCAUGUUGGGAUAUCUUCAUGAUUCACUCUAUACUAACUCGAACGAUGUGCUCGAAGCUCUACUCCGGUCUCGAUUCUACCAUCUCGAGUACUUACUAUUCAGGCCUUUCGUAUACAAGGCCUUGCAUACACGAGUAGAAAACUUGACCGAAACCGACUUGUCCGCCACAAAGAGAUUCUUGGAAGCUUGCCUUCUCUGGCCUAUCAUCCUUCCGCCAGCCGCUCAGCAUAAACGCAUGAUUCCUUGCCUCUACUAUUGGUCUCAAAAUAUCCUCGGCAUACUCAUCUUCUUGCACCUAUCUACAACACACCCCACCCUCUUCCAAAUUCGGCAAAGCCGUUGCGACUCGACUUUUGACGAGGCAGCGAACAUGACGAUCACACAGGGCAUUAGUUGGCUUCGGGGCCUUAAGGACGAAGACAGUUCUACACGGUGGUGUUGGACUAUUAUUCAGGGCUUGUAUCCUGACAGAACCAUCAUUCAACAGUAGGGAUGGGGCGCUAUGGGCCGAUGAACGAGAAAGACGGACUUUGG
Molecule: messenger RNA, 2013 nt
Organism: Colletotrichum godetiae
Lineage: Eukaryota; Fungi; Ascomycota; Sordariomycetes; Glomerellales; Glomerellaceae
Exons: 7
Coding region: 107-1969 (620 amino acids)
Biological process (GO): DNA-templated transcription
Molecular function (GO): DNA binding; zinc ion binding
Source: RefSeq, a predicted model, not a curated record